Messenger RNA from Micromonas pusilla CCMP1545, 4089 nucleotides. RefSeq lists its product as uncharacterized. Bases 1 to 4089 code for a protein of 1362 amino acids. The transcript is spliced from 2 exons. NCBI's taxonomy places the organism in Eukaryota, Viridiplantae, Chlorophyta, Mamiellophyceae, Mamiellales, Mamiellaceae. Gene Ontology annotation, molecular function: RNA binding. The record is from RefSeq and is a predicted model, not a curated record.
AUGGGCGCCGCGGACGACGUCAAGGCGCUCGAUCCCGCGCGCACGGUCCUCGCGCGCGGUCUCCCGAUCGACGCGAACGCGAACGCGGUGAGAGCGCUCUUCGCGUCGUGCAGCGCGGGCGAGGUCGCGAGCGUCACCUUGGGCGUGGAGUCGUCGAGCCGAGGCCGAGGGGGCGGCGCGACGACGUACCGCGUCGCCGCGGUCGAGUUCUCGUCGCCGCCCGCGGCGUCCGCGCUCGCGCUGCUCAAGGGGAUGGAGGUCCCGGGUGGGCACCCCGCGGGGGUCGCGCACCUGCCGUUCGAUCCGAGGAAGCACGCGCGGCUGUUUAAGGAGGGCGCGGGCGCGGGAGACGCGCCGAUCGCGGAGCAGGACGACGAGGCGGAGGAUGCCGAUGGCGAUGCGACGGAAAAAGCCGCCGGGGGAAAAGCCGGCGACGGGUGGGGCCCCGCGCGCUCGCCGUCCCCCGAACCGGAGGAGCCCGUCUCCGUCAGACUCGCGCGCGAGAAGGAAGCGGAAGAGAAGAAGCGCGCGGAGGCGGAGGCGGAGAGGGAGCGAGAGGAGAAGGCGCGCGCCGCCGCCGCCGCCGCCGCCGCCGCCGCCGCCGCCGCCGCCGCCGCGGACGACGACGACGACGACGACCUCCUCGGCUCCGCGCUCGGCUCCCCCGUGGGCUCGGACAUGAUGCGCUCGCGCUCGCCGACGCCCGCGGCACCCGUCGUCCAGAUCGAGUACGCGGCCGUGACGCUGACGAAGGACGACUACGACGACGACGCGGAGGAGGAGGAGGAAGAAGCGGACGACGCGCCUCGCCGCGGCAAACGCGCGCACGCGUCGCCGCCGUCGCGCGAAGAACGCGGCCCAGGACGCGAGCGGAGCCCGCCUCGGCACCGGUCGCCGCCGAGGCAGCGUCCCAGGAACGACAGCGCACAGGGGGCGACCGGGUUCGGCGGCCCUCCCGGGGGAGGAGGAGGCGCGGGGCCGCGGGGUGCUGGACCGGGACCGGGGCCGGGGCCGGGAUACCAGGGGCAGGGAUACCACCAAGGGCCUCAAGGGCCCGGCGGUCGGUCGUACUCCCCCCCGCGCGACGGCUCCGCGUGGCGCGGCGGCCCGGGCCCGCGCGGGCGCUCGCCGCCGCGCGACUACCGCGGCGGAAACGGCGGCCACCCGCCGCCGAGAGAGUCGUGGGAUCGCAGGGACGACGUCGGGUCCGCCCCCGCGACGCUGCGCGACGGCUGCCAAAUUUUCCUCUCGCGCGGCCGCGUCCACGCGCUCUGCGCGGCGGGCCCGGAAGGCCCCGGCUUCGGCGCCGGUCUCGACGCGGACGUCCGGUUCGCCAUGGACGCGCUGCGCGACUGCCGCGGCGCGAUCGUCCGCGUCGGCGUCGGCGGCGGGCAGUACCAAGUCGCGGAGCUCGCCGGCGGCGCGCCGGCGGGACCGAACGACCCUGCGAACUCCGCGACGCAACCGGUGCUGCGACUCAUCGACGGCCAGACCGCGCGCGUCGCGGAGAGGCCGCACAGCUUGGGGGUGAUAAGCAACAGCGAGCCGAGCCAGAGGGAGUGGGACGAGUACGUCGACGCGUGCGAAGCGUGCGCGCGCGCGAGGACGGGCCCUCCGCCGCCGCGCGUGAAGGACGUCGCGACGGUGCGCCGCGCGAUCGAGCGGGCGUUCCGAGAGCACGACGACCGAGAACUGGGCGACGGCGGCGGGUUCAGGGACGACGUGAGGCAGCCGCCGGGAGGACGAGGCGGCGGCGGGCCGCCGCCCGCGGCGUUCGGGAGAAGCGGGUGGGACGACCGCGGCGACCGCGGAGGAGGAGGAGGACCGCCGCCCCCGAGGGAUCGGAGGCAGCCGCCGCUGCCGCCCAACGGACCGCCCGGCGGGGGAUGGGACCGCGGCGCCCCUCCCCCGCGCGGGCGCUCGCCGCCGCGUCGACGAUCGUCGCCGCUCGCGCCGUACGACCGCCCGCCGUCGCGCGACCGGUUCGGCAGCGGGGGGGCGGGUGGGCCGCGGCCGCGCUCGCGCUCGCCGCCGCCGCGCGGCGGCGGCGACUUCGAUCGCGAUCGCGACCGCUACGACCGCGACCGCGAUCGCGAUCGCUUCGACGACCGGCGCGAGCCCGGGUUUGUUGACCGACCGCCGCCGCGCGGCGAUCGCUUCGACGACCGACUCGGCGAGCCGCGCGGUCGGUUCGACGACCGCGACCGACCGCCCCCGGCGGGCGGCCCCGGCCCCGGCGGGGACUACCGCGACCCGCCGCCGCGCGCGAGGGACGCGCUUCGCGACGCGCGCGCGACCGACCGCGACCCGUCCGAGCCGUCGUGGAUCAUGGACACGCGCGGGAACAACGGCCUCGUCGUCGGCGCGAAGGGCUCGAACGUGAAGCGCAUCGAGGAGGAGACGGGCGCGAAGGUGGACUGCAUGAAGGAUAAGACCACCGUGGCGAUCAGCGGGCGGCGGUCCGCGGUGGAGGACGCGCGCGCGAGGAUCGAGGUCAUCAUGCGCGACCGCGGGAUCGAGGGGCUGCGAGGGAGGUGGGACGUCCCCGGGGAAUGGCGAUGGGAAGACCGCGGACCCGACAGAGGAGGAGGAGGUGGAGGAGGAGGAGGAGGGAACCAUCCGGGCGGCGAAGCGCGCGUCCCCGUCGGCGGGGAUCUUCGAGGGCAGCUGAAACGCGUCCGCGAGGAGAAGGCGGCGAACGACGUGAAGAAGCCGAAGACGAACGACGCCGACGCCGACGGCAACGGCGGCGACGCGCCGGCGGCGACGCCCGCGGACGACGCGCUUCAGGCGGAGCUCGAGAAGCUCGUCGCGCGCGCGAAGCGAUUCAACCUCCCGGAGCCGACGAUGGAAGACGUCCUCAAGUCCGCGGGCCGCGGGCGCAAAGAGACUGGCAAAGAGACUGGCAAAGAGACUGGCAAAGAGAUUCGCGAGCUCACGAUCGACCCGGGCGGGAGGGAGGGCAUGGGCCGCGUCAUCGGCAAGAACAAGCAGACGUUGCUCGCGGUGCACAAGGUCACCGGCGUGCGGCUCAAUCCGCUGAACAAGACGAAGGAGAUCAAGCUGAUCGGCUCCGACGCCAAGGCGCUCACCGCCGCGGCGAAGAUCGUCUCCGCGAUCGCGCGCGACGAGCUCGGGAAGCGGAAGUUCGACGUGAUCCAGCGCGCGUUCGACGCGCUGAUGGCGGGCGGGGAGAUCCCCGCGGAGUUGAGGGUGUCUUCGGGCGCGCCGGCGAAGAGGGAAGAGGGCGGCGGCGACGGCGCCGCCGACGACGAAGACGACGACGACGACGCGGACGAGCCCGCCGCGGACGAGCCCCCCGCCGCGGAAGAAAAAACGAAAACCGCGGAAGAAAAAACGAAAACCCCGCCGAGUUAUCGGACUCCGAGUGGCGACGAGCCGUGUCAGACGACGGUCGAGUGCGGCGCGUUACUCGGCGCGAUCAUCGGCACGCGCGGCGUGGUGAUCAAGAAUUUGACGCGAAAAAGUAAAUGCCGUCUCGAGGUGGACAACGAGAAGAAAUCCGUGACGGCGCACGGCGCGACGGACGCGGACGUGGAGAAGGCGCGCGACAUGAUCAAGGAGGUGAUGGAGAAGACGACGCUGAAGAACGCGUCGAAGGAGAAGGAGAAGGCGAAGGCGGAGGCGGAGGAGAAAGAGGAGAAAGUGGAGAAAGAGCCGAAAGAGCCGAAAGAGGAGAAAGAGCCGAAGCCGAAGCCGGCGGCUGCGGACGAGAAGGAGAAGAAGGAGGAAGAAAAAGAGGAAGAAAAAGAGGAGGAGCGCUCGAAGAAGCCCGCGGCGAGGGAGACAGCGGCGCCCGAGGAGUCUGACGACGCGCCAGGGUCCGAAGAAGCGCCCGAGACGCCCGCGGCGGAGGAGAAAGAGAAAGAGGAAAAAGUCGCCGAGGAGGAAAACGCGGAGGAGGAGGAAGUCGAAGCCGAAGCCGAAGCCGAAGCCGAGGAGGAGAAGAAGAAACCCGCGACGCGAGGCAAAGCCGCGGGAAGAGGCGGCCGCGGCGGACGGGGACGGGGCAGGGCGGCCGCGCGAGGCGGCAAAGCCGGCCGCGGCGCGAAGGGCAAGAAGAAGUGA